Messenger RNA from Notodromas monacha, 1494 nucleotides. Lineage: Eukaryota; Metazoa; Arthropoda; Ostracoda; Podocopida; Cyprididae. The record is from the annotation of a GenBank genome assembly.
AUGGCGUACCGUACGGAACGCCGCCGUUCCAGCGAGUUGAACCUUCCCGGCUCCAAGGUGCAGAUCGGCGCGCAUUGGAAAAAGCCGUUCAGCAGGAUCUACGACUCCACUUACGGCUUCCAUGGAAAAACCUACGAAGACCUGCUGGACCCAUCAGCGAGGUCUAGGUCUGCGGAUCGCCGACCCGCCGAAUAUCGCGGCGUGGCGGAGCGGCGGCACGGACUCCGUCGCUCAACCGUUGGUCGUCCACCUCUGCUGAAAGAGCUUUACUGCUACGGGGCUCUUGUGGAGAAGGCAGGUGAAAGACAGUUGGCCUUGAUCUACGACUCCACUUACGGCUUCCAUGGAAAAACCUACGAAGACCUGCUGGACCCAUCAGCGAGGUCUAGGUCUGCGGAUCGGCGACCCACCGAAUAUCCGCCGCACCGCCUCGCCGCCGUGCCUGAGGCAGCGAGUUGGCAACCAGCAGGUGGAGACGACUUUCUCGAAAUGACGAUGCCCCGAGAACACCUCUUCCGUCCACUUUCUGUCAACCGGAACACUCGCUCCGACGAGGUGGAUACCGACUUUUUGAAAACAGAUAUCCUGGUCUUGAGCAUUUUCGGGGUGCCGAAAGUGUCGGUCCCAACAAAUUAUCACGAUCAAGAGCUCGAGUCUUAUUUGCACAAAAUUCGACAACCCAGGGACCCAGGCUUGAAGCUGGCUAUGAUGGAAAGAGGCACUCGAAUGAUGGAUGAUGCGGCGUUACGUCGCGCAACCCGACUCACGGCGACCAACACAGACGAUCUCGCCGCCGAAAUGUUCUCGUCCGCAAACCUGCAAGCUAUGCACCACGAAAUGAUGUCGUAAUUUGCGGGCAAAACGCGCAUCGCCGCCGAAAAGCCGCAAAUCGAACCGCCGCCAUAUUAGCCAUUUCUCGCAGCUGCCGAACUCCUUUACGAAUCCGGUUAUUUUCCCUGUAUAGCGGUCCGCUCCGAGUCUUCCGAGUAGCGACCGCGUGAUGAAUGUUAGAAUUGCACUUCUGCGGUGUGAUUCUCGAAAGGGAUUUGCGGGUGAAGGCUAGGAAAUUUUAUUUGAUUCUCUCUGGGUGUUUCGACGUCUAGAAGGUGCUCUUUUUUUUAACAGUGCAGGCUGAUAUCUUGCCAUCGUUUGUUUUUGAAUGCCGGAUGGUGGCAUUAUGAGAGCGGAACCAAUUAAGGACUCUCAUAACGGCUUCGCUGUUCGGACAGGAACGAAAGUUUUGACGUCGCACGCGAAACUUCAGUUUGAUUUCCAUUACUGUAUUUCCGCAGCGAAACGCUUUUAACGCUUUUCAGCGUCAUGGCGGAAAUGGCUUCAUGAUUUAAUCGUUCCGGAAAGAUGACGAAUUCAGUCCAGCGACGAAUUCCGUAGAUUCUUAUUUGACUAUGCACGUUUCGGAUCAAUGUUUCAUUUAAAAUAAAUAUGAGGUUCAAAUAGCUUGUUGGGAAUAAAGCAUUGUUUUUCGUUGCCCAA